This is a messenger RNA of Aureobasidium subglaciale EXF-2481, 392 nucleotides long. RefSeq lists its product as uncharacterized. Bases 144 to 329 code for a protein of 61 amino acids. The record is from RefSeq and is a predicted model, not a curated record. The transcript has a single exon. Lineage: Eukaryota; Fungi; Ascomycota; Dothideomycetes; Dothideales; Saccotheciaceae.
CUACGACAAAUCUCAUUUCACGAGCAAUCAUGUGUAAAGGCGCCGUGUGCGACAACUGCAGUCAGUGACAUCGCAUCAAAUCCUCCCAGCCCCGCCACCCGCCGCAUCUCACCCCCACCAGCCAGCCUCGUCUUUAUGAGGUAAUGUUCUUGCUGACCACUUCGACAGGCAAGCGCACCUGGUUUGGCUGUGGUAUGCAUGUACCAGCCGUCAUGGACUCGAUCCCCAAGGACGAGUGGUGUGGCUGUGAGCCCAAGACAGAAAAGAACGGCACUGAAUACCCUCCUAUGGGUAAGUUGAUUAUACUGCCUCAAUAUCAAGCUGACUGAUAUUCUGCAGGUAGUAUGACUGGUGUAGCAAAGGCUAUGGCUGGUAACUGAUCACAAUUUCUG